GCUAAGGGCAAAAACAAAAGAAAAAAACAAGAUUAGUGUAGGGAACGGGGUGAUGACAAAGAGCAGGAAAAUGUGAUGGUGUGAGACGUGCUGGAAACUUUCAUCAGAGGAUUUGAAAAGCUGAGGAGGAAGGGAGGAAGCAUAUAAAAGAUAACCACACCAAGUCCCUGUCAGUGUUCACUCAUUCAUCUGGCACCACAGGAGAGAAAUGAUGGCCCCACCCUGGACUCCUCAUGUGCUCAUGCUUCUCUGUUUCCUCUCUUCUGCUGUCUGGGCGUGUCCGGAGAGAUGCAUUUGUCAAGGGACAAGAGUCCUCUGCAGCGGCCUCUCAGACUUCCCUGAAUCUAUGCCCUCAUCAACCACUAGCCUGUACUUCUCCAACUGCAGCAUAUCUUCCCUGAAACCAGAGGAUCUGAAUGAUUUUGUUAAUGCCCUUGGCAUUUUUGUCAUUAAAGACAGCACUCUGAAGGAAGUUCGUCCUGGAACUCUUGACUCCACUGUAAACAUAGGAGCUUUAGGGUUUACUGGUACAGAGCUGCAAGAUCUCCCUGAUGCCUUGUUCCAAAAUCUUCAGAAGCUCGAAUCUCUCAAUCUUAAAAGUAACAAACUUCUGGUCCUUCGCCCAAAUUGGUUUUCAGCCCUGACAGGUCUGAAACUCCUCGACCUCAGUAAGAACCUCUUCACUUCUGUACCUGUGGAAUCUUUCCAGCCUCUUACUGAGCUGCAGUACCUUCAACUCUCUGGAAACAGUAUCAGCCAACUAUCCAGAGAGACAUUCAAAGGUCUUUCAAAACUGAAAACAUUGCGCCUGAAUAAAAACUCCUUACAGGAACUCCCCAUUGGCAGCUUGGAUGACCUUGGAAACCUGGAGGAGCUAUCACUUCAUGACAAUCAAAUCACUCAUCUCCACCCUGAUAUUUUCUCAAAGACUCUGAGAUUGCAGAAGCUCUUCCUCUCAAACAACAGGCUCACAUUUAUUCCACAAGGAGUCUUCUUAAACCUGCCCAGGCUCAGCCAGAUCUCCCUGUAUGAGAACCAGCUGGAGAGAUUGACUCCAGGGGUGUUUGGGCCCAUGCCUCUGCGGGAGUUGUGGCUGUAUGACAACAACCUGAGUCGCAUAGAGGAUGACACAUUCAGGAACCUGACUGAACUACGUCUCCUGGUGCUCAGUCGUAAUCAGAUUAACUAUGUAUCCACUGGGGCCUUCAGAGGGUUGGAACAGCUGGGGGAGGUUUCCCUUCACACCAAUUUGCUCAAAAACCUUCAAGCGGGUACUUUCCAAGGUCUGCCCAAUCUGGUCAACAUUUCCUUAGAGCACAACUUCAUCAGCUCCCUACCUUUAGGCUUCCUCCAGGGCCUGAGCCACCUAGGACAGAUAGACCUGAAAAAUAACUCCCUUCCCAACCUGUCACAGGAGAGUCUGGAUGACCUGAAUGUCGCACAGGAAGUGCUCCUGCAGCAGAACCCAUGGAGGUGUGACAAGGAUAUUCUUCCACUCAGGAACUGGCUGAGACAGAAUCCAUCAAAGACCAACCAGUCUCUGGUCGUCUGUGAAACCCCUUUCAGUCUUAAUGGUGAGGUAGUCGCUCUGCUGGCUGAUGAGAACUUGAUAUCUCACAGCACAACUCAGGAGCCAGUGCUGACAUCGACUGAGAAGAAAAGGCAGCCCCACACCCCUCCAGCUAGACGCAGCACUGCCUUACCUGCUGCAAAAACCACCCCCACAUCAGAAUACGAGCAGGUGACCAGUGCAGGAGGAGGACAGGGUGACAAGGGAACAAUCUCUAACGACACAUCGAUCAUCCUCAUCAUCAUCGCAGUGGUGUCCACUGUCAUCAUCAGCACAGUCAUCAUUUGCUGUUUGUGCUGGAAGAGGAAUAGGAAAGGCAGGAGAGAUUUAAACCGCAGGAAUAAAAACUCUGUACUUUAGACUCGACCACCCAACACCAGCAGCCCAUGAACUUUUGAGGCAAACAGGAGCUGCUCACUGAUGACUGUGGUUGACUGGGCAAAUGUGGACCUUUGAGUUGAUUAUAGGAUCACAAAUGCAGUGGGUAUAACUGCUUCAGCUUCAUUCAGACCUACCUGCUAGACAAGUCAAGUACAGCUUUGAAAUCAUUAGUUUUUGGUUUGUACUGAACACAUAUACCAGCCAGUAUUUUUUCAUGAGUGCCGUAGAAACAGAAUGGAUAUCAGAUGUACUAGAUGUAAAAAUGAAAAACAAAACAAACAAAAAAAAAACUUUGGGCAACAUGGUCAUGACAGUGAAUGUAACCUCUCUGAAACAGAGCUCCCUUCUUACAGAAAUUAAGUCUGCAUUUAGUGGUUUCAUGGAUCUUUUUUUUUUUUCAUUUUUCUGUGACAAUUACUGCAGUUUGACUGUGGCUUUUCUUGCUAACAAUAGGAGACUUUUUAACUUGUUGCAAACUUUCUCAAAUGCAAAAUUAACCUGUCAUUUUGACUCUACUGGAAUAAAAAUCAUUUUUUGGUUUG
This is a messenger RNA of Cheilinus undulatus (humphead wrasse), 2493 nucleotides long. It is a transcript of the gene lrrc15, whose product is annotated as leucine rich repeat containing 15. The transcript is spliced from 2 exons. The coding region runs from base 209 to 1930 and encodes 573 amino acids. Lineage: Eukaryota; Metazoa; Chordata; Actinopteri; Labriformes; Labridae. The record is from RefSeq and is a predicted model, not a curated record. Gene Ontology annotation, cellular component: extracellular matrix. Gene Ontology annotation, molecular function: protein binding.